UGUGACGGGGAAGUAUGCUUCUCAUCGCAGUGCAUCUGGCUGUCCCCUGGCGGCCAAGAGGCAGAAAGACAGCUACAUGAACGGCGCCCAGUUUGUGUGGAAGUCUGGGAAAACGGAUGGGAUGACAUGCCCAACUCCUGGCUGCGAUGGCUCGGGACAUGUCAGUGGGAGCUUCCUAACCCACCGCAGCCUCUCCGGUUGUCCCCGCGCCACUUUGGCCAUGAAGAAGGCCAGGAUGAGUAGUACAGAAAUGCUGACAAUUAAGCAAAGAACAGGCAAAGGAAUUGAAAACGAUGAAGAAAUCAAACAGCUGGAUGAAGAAAUCAAAGAUCUAAAUGAAUCCAACAAUCAAGUGGAGUCAGAGAUGAUAAAACUGAGGACACAAAUCACCACCAUGGAGACAAACCUGAAGUCCAUUGAGGAAGAAAACAAGGUGAUCGAACGGCAGAAUGACUCGUUGCUUCAUGAACUUGCCAACCUCAGCCAAUCACUGAUCCACAGCCUGGCAAACAUCCAGCUUCCACAAAUGGAACCAAUGAACGAACAGAACUUUGACACGUAUGUGAGCACUCUGACACACAUGUACACCCACCAGGACUGGUACCAGAGCCCAGAGAACAAGGCGCUGCUGGAAAACAUCCGACAGGCUGUUCAAGGCAUCCAGGUGUGA
This is a messenger RNA of Nematolebias whitei (Rio pearlfish), 670 nucleotides long. Its product is annotated as myelin transcription factor 1-like protein. The transcript has 5 exons. The record is from RefSeq and is a predicted model, not a curated record. NCBI's taxonomy places the organism in Eukaryota, Metazoa, Chordata, Actinopteri, Cyprinodontiformes, Rivulidae. Gene Ontology annotation, molecular function: RNA polymerase II cis-regulatory region sequence-specific DNA binding; zinc ion binding; DNA-binding transcription factor activity, RNA polymerase II-specific. Gene Ontology annotation, cellular component: nucleus. The coding region runs from base 77 to 670 and encodes 197 amino acids. Gene Ontology annotation, biological process: regulation of transcription by RNA polymerase II.